ACUUCCUUAUCUGUUUUCCAUGCACAUCUUUUUCUAGUUAUUUAGUGGGGGUGGAUAUUUUGUGGAUAGUUUUAUUGGUGGGUUUAUUGUUAGUUGCAGUUAUGGCAACACAAAGGUAUUGGCUUACUCAGCUAUGGGUUCGGGAUUCAGAAAAAGCUUCUCCGUAUGAGUGUGGAUUUGAUCCAUUUGGUUCGGCACGGUGUCCGUUUUCUGUUCGUUUCUAUAUGGUUGCUAUUUUGUUUUUGGUGUUUGAGGUAGAGUCUCUAAUAUUUUUUCCGGUGCUUCAUGCUAAGAGGGUCGGGGUAGCUAUAGUUGAGUUUUACAGGUGGUGUUUUUUGUUGGUCCUGGUUGUUGGGUUAUUAUACGAAUUGUAUCGAGGUUUCUUUUUUUUCAGUGUUACUCGGUUGCCUAGUGUUUGGCUACAGGGGAGCUGUGUGGUUAAGGCAUUUUAUUUUUCUAUCAUUUCUAGGGGGUUUAAUGGUUGUGUUUCUCUAUGCGGUUGCUUUAGCCCCGAACCCUCUGUUCAAGAGCAUUGCCCAGAAAACCGUUCGUCCUAUGGGUGUGGUUAUGUUUAUAAUCAGGGUUUCUUGCCUAAUUCUUUAUUAUGAUGGAUGGUGGUGUUAUAAAGAUGUUUUUUGUGGGGGGUAUGUGGAUGUGAGGGGAUGUUUAGGGCCUGAGUUGAGGGAUAGGAGUUGGGUAGGUAGUGUAAGUUUUCUAUUUUUGGCUGUUUUAUUGGCCAUUUGUAUAGUAUCGGUAACUAAGCUUUGUUGAUACAACAAAAGGGGAGCUCUUCGCGGCAUUCGAAGUACUAUAAAGUAAGAUGGGGGUGGCAGAAUAAUGUGUUCGUUUUAAGCUCGAAAGAUGGGUUAUAAGGCCCCCCCCAUUUUGUUGCCUUAUUCUACAACAAGUUCUGGUCCGAUUUAUUCGGCUGUAAAGGGAGUAAUUUACGAUCUUCCGUGCCCUUCUAAUUUAAGGGUUUGGUGGGGAUUUGGGUCACUUCUGGGGGUUUGCCUUUUUGGGCAGAUUCUAACUGGUUGGCUUUUGUCAUUCUAUUAUACUGCUCAUGAAGAUUUAGCUUUUAGAAGCGUAUGUUUUAUUAUAAAGGAAGCUCAUAUGGGGUGGGCAGUUCGGAGGUUCCAUAUUAAUGUGGCAAACUUUAUGUUUGUCUGUUUAUACCUUCAUAUUGGCCGCGGGUUAUAUUAUGGGUCUCAUCGUUUAUAUAAGGUUUGGUGUAGGGGUAUUGUGUUGUUGUUAUUGGUAAUACUAACAGCUUUUACCGGCUAUGUUCUUCCCUGGAGGCAAAUGGCUUAUUGGGCCGCCCAGGUUAUUAGAAGAAUGGUAACUGCAAUUCCUUUAGUUGGGGGAGAUAUCGCAAUGUGAGUUUGGGGGGGAUAUGCAGUAGGGAAUGUGACUCUUAAGCGCUUGUUUAGGCUCCAUUUUUUGAUGCCUUUUGUUAUUAUGGGUAUUUUUUUCUUACAUCUUAUUUUCCUUCAUUCAACUGGGUCGGGUAACCCUUUGGGGUUGGAUAGAGACUGUUCAUUAGUUCGAUUCCAUAGGUUUUUUACGGUGAAGGACUUGGUGGGGGUUUGUUUAAGCUGUACUGUAGUGGCAUUUAUAGUUGGGUUCUACCCAUAUAGGCUUUUAGAUGGGGGGAGGUUUGUUCCUUGUGAUUACAUGGAAACUCCGGCUAGAAUUCAUCCUGAAUGGUAUUUUUUGUUUGCUUACGCAAUUCUCCGAUCGGUGCCUAAUAAAGUUGGUGGGAUUUUACUAUUGCUUGCAUCUAUUUUCAUUUUGUUUGUGUUGCCUGAAAUUUGGUGUGGUAAAAUGGAGUCAUUUUGUUUUUAUCCCGUGUGCCAGUUUUUGUUUUGGGCUUGGGUUGCUAAUUUUUGCGUGUUAACAUAUGUAGGGAGGCAGGGUGUAGACGAUCCUUUUGUUAGGGCGGGUAGGUGGGGUACUAUUUUCUAUUUUGGGUUUUUUCCUCUUGUAGGCCUAGUGCAGCGGUAUGAAGACUAUAUUUGUUCAUAUGACCAUGAGUGAGAUGAGUUUGACGAGUACUGGGAAGAAAUAGUUAAACAGUAUCCGGAUUUAGGGGUAAAUGAUGAAGAUCAUUGGCCGGAUCCUAAAUUAAUGAGGGCGGGGGAAAUGGUUGAUUUGCUAAAGGUAGAGCCUUAUAAUUGAAAGGGGUUGGGAGGUCAUUUACAUAAGGUGGUAAAGGGUCCAACAAAGCCCCUUGAUCCUUAUUCGGGGACGUACCACGGGUGGU
Ylistrum balloti is the source of this 2263-nucleotide messenger RNA. RefSeq names its product NADH-ubiquinone oxidoreductase chain 3-like. The annotation marks the transcript as partial. Gene Ontology annotation, cellular component: NADH dehydrogenase complex. NCBI's taxonomy places the organism in Eukaryota, Metazoa, Mollusca, Bivalvia, Pectinida, Pectinidae. The transcript has a single exon. The record is from RefSeq and is a predicted model, not a curated record. Gene Ontology annotation, molecular function: NADH dehydrogenase (ubiquinone) activity.